CUCCAAGCGCAGCUUGCGUCGCACGGCCGUCAUCGGUUGGCCUAUGAGGGCGACUGUAGCGAUCCUGUUGGUGGCGACCUAUCGGGUCGGAUACUCGUUGAAGUUGGGGAAAGCGCCAUUGCCAUGGGGAGCUGGUUCAUCACGAGGUGGUCGGUGUGCGUGUAGCCGACAGCAGGUCGCGUCGCGUUCACCCAGCAAGUUGCUCCGGUGUUCGGAAGUCAGGGGAACAGCAACGUCUGCUUCUCGACUGUCCGCUGCGUCGGAAGAUGCUGACGUUUCGACUGGCGGACUUUUCACGCAGGAAGCAGAAGGCCUUCGAGCCGACAAGGGCACUCCGGUGGGCUCGAUAGAGGGCGACAGCGCCGAGGACGCAGUUACCCCGGAGCUACUCGAUAGUUCGGAUUUCUUGCAGCCGGACGUUGCCUUCGAACAGGAGGAGGAGGAGGAGGAGGAGGAAAAUUGGCAUACCCCAGACGCUAACGGUUUUUUCGACGACGAGGGUAAUUCCGAUGUCCAGGGAUACGGAAGUGCGAAUCCCGCUGCUGCUUCUCCUGCUGCUGCUGCUGCUGCUAUUACUACUACUGCCAUCGCGGUUGAUGAUGACGAUUGUAGUGGUGACGAUGAAAGUGACGGUGGCGAUCGGCCUGUGGAGAAGGUGGCGAGGAAGAGUGGUCCGGGGGGCGCGGCGAAGGGCAAGGGUGGCGGAGGUGGAGGCGGUGCUGGAAGCUUGGAAGGGCUUUCGGCAGACGAGGUAGAACGGAGGCUGAUCGCCGCCGGAAUCUUGCGAGGAGACGGCGCCGAAAUCGACUUCGACGAGGACGACGACGGUGAGGCGGGGGUGUACAACGAGAUCGAGGUUUCCGAUGGCGAGGAGGCGUGUCGGAUCUUGGAGGAACGGCUUGGCUUCGACGAGGAGGGUAUCGGCUACCUUCGGUCUAAGUACCCCCCACUCCGAGGAGAGUUGUGGUACCGGCGCGAGCCUGCGUCCGGGGGCUCCAAGACCGGAAAGAAAUUUCUGGACGUUUACUUCGUGGAGGAGACGCUGCCGGACCUGCUGGACCUGCUUCUGGGGGAGGAAGGGGAGGGGGGGGGAAUCGGGCUCGACCGCAAGCAGGCAAGGGGGCCCGCAGAUAGCUCGCAUUCGGAACAGUUUUGGGGGGAUGUUGAUGCUGAUGUGUCGUACUACCGCGAAGCGCUAGCGUGGACAAGCGAAGACGUGGCCGCGAUGCUGGCGGAGUACCCCAACCUCCUCUCCAUAAAGAUGGAGAACGACGUCAUAGAGGUCAUCGACUAUCUGAGGACGGAGGUCGGCCUCCAGUCCUUCACGGUUAGCGGCAUGGUUAGGGAGUUCCCCCAGGUUCUCGAAGUACGACCGAAGCGCCUAAAGGCGGUCGUCAGGAAAAAGGGGACGGAGUUGGAACUUCAAGCGUUUGAGUCGAAGGAGGUGUUGGGGACUCUUUCGUCGGUGUUAGAGAUCCCUAGGAGCGGGAUCGCGGUUCUCCUGAGCCAGCAUCCUCGAGCUUGCUGCCUCGAGGCAGAGGCCAACCUCGCACCGCUGAGGCAAUUCUUCGAGAGGGAGCUGUUCGUGGAGGACACUUCCCGAAUAGGCCACCUAGUGUAUAAGUUCCCUAGGCUGCUUUUCCAGGACGUGGAUACCCAGCUCGUGCCCAGGGCAGAGGAAUUCAGAAAGGCAAUGGGGCUCGAGGGUCUGGAGCCUCUGCCACCGCGGGUACGCCUGAGACCUAAGCGCAGCAAGUUCAGUGGCGCGGGUAGAGCGAGGGGCGCCAACAGUGGCUUCCGGGAGGGGAGGGGGGCAGGCAGAUGGCCAAGUGGCCGGGGGCGGGGUGGCGGGGGAAGACCCAACGAUGGUCGGGGGGUGGGUGGCAGAGGCGGGGGCGAGUACCGGGGGCGGGGGGAGGAAUACAUGGAGUAGCUUGAAGGGUUGACUCAACCGCACUUUCUGUGCGUUGGCUGCUCUGCUGUUGUCGGGAGCGAUCGCGGACUGAGUGCUAUGCAGUAUUAUGGUGGAGGGGCGGCGUUCUGUGGCGCACCGAUCCGUCACUGGGUGAAAUCAUGCACGCAAACGAGAUUUGUGUAUACCAUAGGUACACAGACGUUUUUUGGUGUGGAGGAACGUUAAAUAACCGAGCGGCAAUAACGUUGUGAAGUACCAAGAUU
Ectocarpus sp. CCAP 1310/34 is the source of this 2178-nucleotide messenger RNA. The record is from the annotation of a GenBank genome assembly. NCBI's taxonomy places the organism in Eukaryota, Phaeophyceae, Ectocarpales, Ectocarpaceae.